Molecule: messenger RNA, 2042 nt
Organism: Pygocentrus nattereri (red-bellied piranha)
Lineage: Eukaryota; Metazoa; Chordata; Actinopteri; Characiformes; Serrasalmidae
Gene: gskip
Product: gsk3b interacting protein
Exons: 3
Coding region: 1-468 (155 amino acids)
Biological process (GO): regulation of canonical Wnt signaling pathway
Cellular component (GO): cytoplasm
Molecular function (GO): kinase regulator activity; protein kinase A binding
Source: RefSeq, a predicted model, not a curated record
AUGAACACUCCCACAUUAGCCGGCAUGAGCCGGAAGUGUACCGCUGAACUAUCCCCGGAGGAGGGGAUGGAAGUGGACUGCCAGCCAGAGGAACUGUCUAAAUCCCCAUACGAAGACCGCUGUGCCGAUCUUGGAGGCGUCAAAGACAUGAGGCUGGAGGCUGAAGCAGUGGUCAACGAUGUGCUCUUUGCUGUGACUGACAUGCAUGUGUCUCAAACUCUCACAAACGCCUUGGACAUGGCUUAUAUAAACGUGGAAACUAGAGAAGGGAACCGCUACUGCUUAGAGCUCACCGAGGCGGGGCUAAGGGUGGUGGGCUACGCCUUUGAUCAGGUCGAUGAGGGUCUGGGAUCCCAGUAUCAUGAGACUGUUUACUCGCUGCUGGACUCCCUCAGCCCUGGGUACAGAGAGGCGUUUGGAAAUGCGCUGCUACAGCGACUCGAGCGGCUCAAACAAAACGGACAGUGAAGAAUUCAGAGUCCAGCACCAAACCAGGAGUUUGGUUAUAUCAAAACAGCUUUGCUAGCUAAUUGUUAUGCUGCAGUUACGUGGACAGUCAGCUUAAAGCAUCAGUGGUAUCCUUUCCUAUCAGUAAGACCUUAUUGCCUGAUUUUACUUCUGCGUUUUAACAAAACUUUUCAGUCAAAUACUAGUUAAGUUACAUACACGGCUACUUGGCAAUGUUUUUAUUGUGUUUUAGGGCAGUGACACAGUGAGGGCGUUGAUUGAAAUGCACCAUAGCACACUGCUGUUAUUCGAAAUACUGAAAAGGAACAGGACAGAAAAUACCGUUGCUGAUGCACAGGACCUCUGAAAAGUCAGUAUUUGCUAAUCGUUUGGUAAACUGAUAAUGCGUCUACAAAAAAGAAAAUAAAUAGGCCUAAAUGUUUUUUUUACAGAUGGGUAUUUCACUAUUUUUGACUAAACAGGACCUGGAAAAGCUGCUUAUUUUUUGGUAACCGACUGGUUCCCUUGAAGUCUUUACUGUGAUGAUCUAGAAUUGUUUGUUUAGGAUGUCUGCGAUGGAGAGGCCCUCAAAAAUCUCUUUGGGAAGGACUUUUAUUUUGGAAAAUGGGAUUCCCCCUACACAUCCUUUACUUAACUCAGUUUAUCGCUUUCAAGACUACUUAAUACCACUGAAAUGCAUGUUUGCUGAUGUGCUUUACUUUUUCCGGUUUUAUCAGACAUUGUAUUUGUUUUUACUUUACCUGGUUGACAUUUUUAACUGCACAGAAUCUCAAGUAUUUAGUGUUUUGCAUCCAAAACAGGAGAUAAAUUAUUAACCAUAACUACAGUAGGCUUGAAGUAAAAUGUUUGCAUUUUAGGGGGAUGAAUGAUUGUAGCACAUCAGUACAACAGUAUCUCAUUUGCAGUCUUAGUUUUUCUAUUAUUAUUAUUAUUAUUAUUAUUAUUAUUAUUAUUACAUCAGCCGCUUCAGUUUAGAUUACAUUUCAGCCUUUCCUUAGUUAAAGAAUAUAUUUUAAAAAGCUGUUUAUUCUUUUAGGUGCACAGGAUUUUAAACUGCACACUGACCUUUACCCCAGAUCAUAUGUGCUCUCUGUUGCACAAAACCACCCUUAAAGAAAGAGAGUAGCCAUUAUCUGUGAUAUUUGAAAGGGCUACCAAAACAUGUACAAGGUUACAUUCCAUUGAUUUUUGUUUAUUGUUUGGAUUUUCGAUAGAGAGAGAAAUGUAAGCUUUGAUAUAAAUGCAUAAACAUGAAAGGGUUAACCUCAUGUUUUAUAAGCCUGUUGAAAUUCAACCUACAUUUAUAAUUUUCAUAUAUAGCUUUUGAGGCAGAUGAUAAUGUGCUGCUUUGUCUGAAUAAGGCCAGUCAUCAGACUUGCUCUCAUCAUCUGUGCAAAUUUUCAUGAAACCAAAUAAAUCCAUCUUGAACAUGCCUCUAAUUAUUUUAGGGAAUUUGUUCAGAAACCUCAGAAAAAAGUAAUGAUUGUGUGUAUAAGAAACGACAGGACUUAAGUUAUGCUGUCUCUUGAAUGGCUGCGUACCUAUUUCUGUUCAAUAAAAGCACACAAAGUAUU